Rotaria sordida is the source of this 2832-nucleotide messenger RNA. Lineage: Eukaryota; Metazoa; Rotifera; Eurotatoria; Philodinida; Philodinidae. The record is from the annotation of a GenBank genome assembly.
AUGCACUAUGGUUCUCAAGAUGAUCUUUCAUUUCUGAAAGCAUUUGCUACUAAUUAUACUAAUAUGUUUGAUGUCAUCAUUGAUGACGGUGGUCACCGAGUGAAGCAACAGAUCAAUAGUCUUACAGAGCUCUUUCCUACCAUUCUUCGCUCCGGUGGUAUUUAUGCUAUUGAAGAUAUUUAUACAAGUUAUGUAGCUUGGUAUGGCGGUCGAUAUUUAAAAUCAUCAACAUUGAUCGAAUUUCUCAAACGUCUUGUUGACGAUAUUCAAUCAUAUUCACCAACUUAUAAGAAUAGUACUCUCGGACCACUUAUCAAAGAAAAUAUUAUUAAUAUGGCGAUAAGAAAUUCAAAUUUCUUUUUAUUAAUUCUAUUAUUAUUAUCAAUCAAUGCAUUUAAUCUACCAGGAUUGUCACCUAAUGAAUACUGUCAAUUUCCAUUGCCAGGAUUAAAAUGCAAAACUCAAGUUGAAGUAUAUGUCAAUCGUCUAAAUUCAUUUGAAUCUGUAUUAUCACAUGAAUAUUCUUAUUUUCCUUUCUGUACUGUCAAUGAUGAACCAUCACCAAUUGAAAAUCUUGGUCAAGUUCUCAUUGGUGAACGAAUACAACCAUCACCAUAUAAAUUUGAUUUUCUUACAGAUUAUUACUGUCGUUAUGUAUGCACAAAGAAAUUUACAUCAACUGAUACUAAUCAACAAGAAAAGCUUAAACGUUUAAUGAAAGGAAUAAUUUUAAAUUAUCAACAAUACUGGAUACUUGAUAAUAUGCCUAUUACAUUAUGUUAUAAAAAUACUGAAAAUCUAGAAUUUUGUUCUCGUAAUUUUCCAAUUGGCUGUUAUGUAAGUAAAAGUGGUCAAACAAAAGAAUCGUGUAACAUUCGUGAUGGAAAAAAUGAUACAUUUUAUAUAUUUAAUCAUUUGGAUUUUGAAAUAACUUAUCAUAAUGAACUAGGUGAAACAUGGAGAAGUACAUUUGGCGAAGAUAGUAGUCGAAUUAUUUCAGCGAAAAUACAAGCUAAUAGUCUCAAUUCAAAUAGAUGUGAUCGUACUACUGGACCAGUUAUGUUUCAAUCGACAAGCAAAGAUAUUGAAAUUCCAUUUACAUACAGUGUAAAAUUUAUAAAAAAUAAUGAAAUACGUUGGGCUAGUCGAUGGGAUUAUAUACUUAAAUCAUUACCACAAACACAUAUUCAAUGGUUUUCAAUUUUAAAUUCGCUUGUUAUUGUCUUAUUUCUUUCGGGUUUAGUUGCUAUUAUUCUUUUACGUACAUUAUGUAAAAAUAAUCCUCGUUGUAUUCGAAUGGUUGGUACUGGUACUGAAAAAGAACAAUUCGGAUGGAAACAGCGUCCAUUGGAUAAUCAACCAAGUGGUUCUACCGUUCAAGUUCAAAUCCAUCAACGAUACUUUUGGAAUCGUAACUGGGGCUCGUUUAGCAGCCUUUGUACCGAGAAUGACGUCAUCAGUAAAACAUCAAUACCUGUUAAUAAUAAAGUAUACUGUUAUGUAAACUGCUCCAGUUCAACGUUCCCUUCAGCUGGUAUAUCAACAGUUAUGACCAGCACUGAUUGUGAUACAAAUCUGUUGGUUCGAUCAUGGGCUGGUGAACGCUAUGAUACACUCACAUUACCAUUAACAACAUCUAUUACAAUCGGUUAUACGAGCAGCGCAUGGUUUGGACCGAAUUUGUAUCCAGCAGCAGGUGGUACUUGGGCUGUAAUGAAUCGAAUAAAUCUGGCAGUAAGACCCGAUGGGUAUAUAAAUAGCAGUCCAGUAACCAAUACAUUACCUGUUCUUUUCAAACCUGUGGGACAACAGUUAGUACAUAUUGUACAGAUGUCGGAUAAUGAUGGCACUGAUAUUCUCAAAUGUCGUUGGUCAAAUUCAAAUUCAGGCACAAACUACAAUCGUAAAGAUGAAUGUGAAGACGCUUGUGUGGGAUUGAAUGGGAUUUCGACACUUUACGAAGAAAAUUGUACGAUAGUAUUUACAUUACCUACUACUCGUAUUGGAUGGUAUUAUGUUAUCGCAUUGCAAAUUGAAGAUUACUAUGACUCGUCGUCCCCUGCUCCAAUGAGUUCUGUACCUAUCCAAUUUCUUUUUUAUGCCUAUUCAUCAUCUAGUAGUUGUACAACGAGACCACAAAUUAUCGGUGAACGACCAAAUCGUGCUUGUAUUGGAACACCAAUCAACGUAACACUUACUGAACGGGUCAUUGCACAAUCUUUCUGUAGUGGAGCGACUAUUAGUAAUUAUGUAACAAGUUCACCUAUUGGAAUGCGACAUAGUACGGUUGUCAGUCAAGGAGGUGGACUUUAUGUUAUGACACUUACUUGGACUCCAACAGAUAACCAAUAUGGUCCACAAGGUUUUUGUGCUGGUGCUGUUGAUAGCAGUAAUUUACAAUCAGAUGCUUGGUGUAUCACCUAUUUAGUAGGAUUUGACUCACCGAAUCUCAUCCGAGCAACAGUUGUUCAAGGCACUGCUUCACCAAUUGGAACUAUAUUUUCAAAUCACUCAAUAUUUUCUAUACAAGCAACUCGUGAUGUUCAUCGUCCGACUCGAAAUGGAACCUACGUUAAGUUUAUGGACGCUACAACUAACACAUCAGUACAAACAUUUGAUGCUGGAUGGCAAUCAAAUAUAUUGUAUACUGGAAAUACAAUCAUUAUCAUAACGAAUUAUACGUGGAUUCCAGGACGUCGUUAUUAUGUUCUUUUUGAUAGUGGUAAAUAUACAAAUAUAUAUAGCUGAAAACUUUUUUUCAUACGGUAAUUUUAUCUUUUUCCAGGAGUAGCGAGUGGAGUCGAAUUUUGUGGUACGUUCUUCCUUUUUUUU